AGAGUGAUAGACGAUUGAAAAUUUUGGCGUAGUCCACCAACAGUCACAAGAAUUCCCUAAACUUCAUAAGAUAACCAUCGAGUCCUCUAAAAAGUCUUCUCUCUUCCUUAUCGCUGUUCAUAUCUGAGUCUCUCUUUUGAACAGUGGAAAUUCCGUUCAUUGAUUCUCUCGCCAAGCUUUUUUCCUUAGAUUCACCGAAAGUUUCUGUGGGUCGUUCUGAACUCUUCAAAAGAAGCCUCCUUCAUAGGUCCUCUUCUCCAACUCUACAGAUAUGGGUGUAUAUCUCAGCACUCCCAAAACCGAAAAGUUCUCUGAAGAUGGGGAGAAUGAUCGGCUUAGAUUUGGUUUAUCAUCCAUGCAAGGCUGGCGUGCAACCAUGGAGGAUGCUCAUACUGCAAAUCCUGAUCUUGAUCCGUCUACUUCGUUCUUUGGUGUUUUUGAUGGUCACGGAGGCAAGGUGGUUGCAAAGUUCUGUGCUAAGUAUCUUCACCAACAGGUGCUCAAGAGUGAUGCAUAUGCUGCUGGAGAUAUAGGAACCUCGGUUAAGAAAGCCUUUUUCAGAAUGGAUGAAAUGAUGCGCGGACAAAGGGGCUGGAGAGAAUUAGCUGUUUUGGGUGAUAAAAUAAACAAGUUUACUGGCAUGAUAGAAGGGUUGAUUUGGUCUCCAAGGAGCAGUGAUAGCAAUGAACAAGUUGAUGAUUGGGCUUUUGAGGAGGGGCCUCAUUCUGAUUUUUCUGGACCAACUUCUGGGAGCACGGCCUGUGUUGCAAUUAUCAGAAACAACCAACUUGUUGUUGCAAAUGCUGGCGAUUCUCGUUGUGUGAUAUCUAGAAAGGGUCAGGCAUACAAUUUGUCUAGGGAUCACAAACCUGAUCUUGAGGUUGAGAAGGAAAGGAUUUUAAAGGCUGGUGGUUUUAUACAUGCAGGACGAGUCAAUGGCAGUUUAAAUCUUGCUCGAGCUAUAGGUGACAUGGAAUUCAAGCAAAAUAAGUUUUUGCCUGCUGAAAAGCAAAUUGUAACUGCUAAUCCAGAUAUAAACGCCGUUGAGCUUUGGGAUGAUGAUGAUUUUAUCGUGUUAGCAUGUGAUGGCAUCUGGGAUUGCAUGUCAAGCCAGCAACUGGUUGAUUUUGUUCGUGAACAACUAACCUUGGAAAGCAAGCUCUCUCUGGUGUGUGAGAGAGUGCUCGAUAGGUGUUUGGCACCAUCAACAGCCGGAGGCGAGGGAUGCGACAACAUGACCAUGAUCUUGGUGCAAUUCAAGAAACCCAUUCUGCCCACAGCAUCGGCUAAUGACCAAUCCUCACCAUCCAAACUAGCUGAUCCUGAAUCAGAAAUUGGGGAGGGCAAAUCAAAGUAGUUGCUGCAGUGUAGCCACAAAUCAGAUCCUAUACUGGAUAACUUUCACCAGAAGAAAACGUGAGAAUCCCUAUUUUCUUGAAAUUAUGGGCUCUCAGAUAUUUAACUGUAGAUGGCUUUGUUAGAAGAUAUUCGGAUCAAUUAUUAAGAAAAAUGGGUGUAGUCGAUGUGCUUGUUUAAGUUUGAGAAUUUGUUGAUGCCACAUACUUGAAUAAAAAAUGCACAGUUUCAUAACAA
This is a messenger RNA of Juglans regia (Persian walnut), 1593 nucleotides long. RefSeq names its product probable protein phosphatase 2C 60. NCBI's taxonomy places the organism in Eukaryota, Viridiplantae, Streptophyta, Magnoliopsida, Fagales, Juglandaceae. The transcript has 11 exons. The record is from RefSeq and is a predicted model, not a curated record. Gene Ontology annotation, biological process: protein dephosphorylation. Gene Ontology annotation, molecular function: cation binding; protein serine/threonine phosphatase activity. Bases 272 to 1357 code for a protein of 361 amino acids.